This is a messenger RNA of Lactuca saligna, 504 nucleotides long. NCBI's taxonomy places the organism in Eukaryota, Viridiplantae, Streptophyta, Magnoliopsida, Asterales, Asteraceae. The record is from the annotation of a GenBank genome assembly.
AUGAACAAAGCUUUUUUGGUCUUCACAGUACUAAUAUGGCGCGCCACCGCACAAGCACCGCCUGCGGCGGUGGUGCCACCGGAGGCUCAGGGCUAUCUUGAAGCUCACAACAAAGCAAGAGCCGACGUCGGCGUGGCUCCACUCAAGUGGAACAUCCAGCUCGGUAAAGCCACGAGCUUACUGGUGCGAUUUCAGAGAGAUCGACAAAACUGCCAGUUUGCCAACUUAACGAGCGGGAAGUACGGCGGAAACCAGAUGUGGGCCACCGGUGAGGUGGUGACGCCGCAGACGGUGGUGGACAACUGGGUCUCGGAGAAGACGUAUUACACUUACGCCAAUAAUUCAUGUGCACCUAGCCACCGGUGUGGGGUGUAUACGCAGGUGGUGUGGCGGAAUUCGGCGGAGCUGGGCUGUGCUUUGGCUAGGUGUUCUAAAGAUCAGUCAACUUUAGCGAUUUGCUUUUAUAAUCCGCCGGGGAAUGUGAUCGGAGAAAGCCCUUAUUGA